GUGCCACACCAACUCCAAGCACGAUCUGACAAGGACUGCUGUUGGCAGUGACAGCUCCACCCUUAAGCAAUUGUGUUAAACUUUAGUUCCUAGGUAGCAGUUUGUAGCCGGCGAGGCUGGCCACCAGUGACAAGAAAGCCGGCCAGUGGAAGGAAACGAUAGCAGUUGGCACUUGAGUUACCACUUCUUGUAUGUGACUGCAAUCGGAUCUGUGCUGAGGAGAGCGAACUACAGGUACUUUAUUGCAGUUUAUUCAUCAUGGGCAGUUUAAUAUCACAAGAAUCUCAAGAUGAAUCUGUGACGGAAUCCUCAGCAUUGAAACAAGCCACGACUGAAACGGAUGUUACGAUUGCUCAGAAUGGUCCUACUCUCGGAAAACACUUGCAGAACUCAGUUCAAAAUGAGAGUGUUGCUGUAGACUCAGUAGCAGAUGUUAAACAGGACACUGGGGCCUUCACAUCGGAAAAGACAAUGGAGAUUAGUGCCAAUACUAAUGCGGAGGAAAAAGAACUUGAGAAGUCUGCCAAGCCAGUUUCUAAAUCUAGAUUUUCCAUGUCCUUUUCUCGCACUGUACCAGGGCGUACUAAUGGCCCCUCUACAGAGCCAAUAUCAGGAACCGGAAAGCUCCAAGCCAAUCAAGAGAGCGCUUCAGUGAACACAGCAUCAGUUGAUAAAGUGAAUCUUCAAGAAUCCUCCUCACAAAACGGAACUCCUGCUUUAAAGCAGCAACAGCUCUCUGCUGAACCAGCAGAUGCAGCAGAACACAUUGUAAAAGAAACAGAGCAACCAAAACAAAAAGAAGUAAGCUUCUUUGACAAACUGUUCAAACAGGGAGAUAAGGGCAAACCACAAAAUGAGAACCAAGGAGACCUGAAGGCUGAAAGUCAGCACUCAGCUGAUGCUGAUAGAGAAGCUACAGAGCUGAUACACAGACUGGAUAACGUACACCAAUACUUGGAAACUGGUGACAGCAGCAGGGAUCAUACAACAUUGUCAUAUGGUGACAAAGUAUCUCAAAAUUCAGCAUCAAAAUCACCUGAGAACUUCAAGGAGCCCGAGAAGGAAAAUAAAGCAGAUACACCUGCAGACGAUAAUUCGGUCAUGAAUUUCUUCAAAACACUUGUGACACCAACAAAAUCUUCUUCCAAGACAGAGCUUGGCUCACAGCAGGCCUCAGAUGACAAGAAUGAAGUAAAUGGUGAACAUAAAGAAGCAACAGCUAAAUCCCACAAAUUAGAACAAAAAGCAGCAGAACAGAAGAUAUCCAAGACAAAUGAUGCAGAUUCCUCCGAUAAAGCAAAACUGGAAAAGUCACCAACACAAAGUCCAUUUGGAAAGCUGUUUAAGCAAAAGACCAUCAAGGAAGUACCACAGGUUGAACAAGAAAAUGUGAUCAGUACAACUGAUGCAAAAUCCGAAAAAGGCAUAUCCCAGCCACAAAAACAAUUCUCAAAACAGGAGAUUAAAAGUCCUGAAUCUGCACAGAAAGUGAAAUCUGAAGAGGAGGAAGUUAAACCAGCUAAAAAGAGCUUCCUGAAUUUCUUCAAACAGAUGUCAGUCAAAGAGGAUGAGAAAUACGCUGAAUCUGCAAAAGGUUCUGAAGGAAAGGACUCAGGCUUGGCGGAUGACCCGACAAAGAAAGGACACGAGACUAGAGAAAAUUCAGUGCCACCAGCAAAGAAAGGCAAAGACAGUUCAAGGCAGAAAAAAACAGCACCAGAGGGCAAUCAAGAAGAACCUCAGGGAACAAAAUCUGUGGAAGCCCUUCCUCCAUCACAGCAAUCAAACACAGUUUCAGUGUCAAUACCGAAUGGCAAUAAUAUCAAAGCCACAGAAGCGCCUGAGAAGAGACUCGAAAAGAAGCAAUCAUUUGGGGUGUUUCUAAAACAAUUGGGAGGAAAAAAGACAGCAGAUGUUGCGGUGCAAACAGAUCCCGUUGUUAUCCAUCCUGCAGGGAAGACAAAGUGAUAUCAGCCCGGUCGCCCUUUCAUUCCAGGAAGCUUAGCAACAUGCUUUACUACUUGGUGAAAUCACAUAAUGUAGACAGCUCUGACUGUCCUCCUUGCAUCUGUUAGCACUCAGGGCAUGCCCAAGAAUAUAGUUCGGAUCAUAUUUAUAGUUAGUUAAUUAGUGUACUUCCGGAAGAUUUCAGGAUCUUUAAAGCUAUAUGUGAUAGAUUUAGACCAUUUUCUAUGUAUUAAAUAAGCGUAUUGUUAGAAAUGCAUAAUUUGACUGAACAUUUUCAUAAUUUCUUUUUAAUUGUUUUUGUAAUAACAUCAAGGGCAGAAUUUUAAGGACCCCUGCCGACAGGUUUGCAGCUGGGGUGGGGUUUGUAGAGGCAGUGGUGGGGCGGGCUGUAAAAUUCCCCAGUUGGCCUUCCUCCCAUCUUUCCCCAACCUGUCUGCCGUUUUAUGAGGGACUAGUGGGGCUGAGGACGACAUGCCCAAUCUCACCCCAAUUAAGGCCAAAUUGGCCACUUAAGGGCUACUGCCCAGCCGGCCUCAAAUCUGAGGCUGCCAGAAGGAGAUCAGGGCAGGGGGAAGCCUGGCACGUCACCCUACAUGGGUCUGACAACACCUGUGGAGAGAGAAACAGAGUUAAUGGGGAGAAUUUUCUUGCUGUCGGGCAGGCCGGCUGCGAUCGGCAGGGCGCCACCAUUUUGCAUAGGCGGGCCAGUUAAGGCCCGCCCAACGCGAUGUGCACCCGGAAGUGCUCAGUGCUUCUUGUGUGGACGGCGGGAAGAAGGAGAGUCGGGGCCUGCACUCUUUCGCGCAUGCACGCAAAAGAGCGCAGAAAUCUCCCUGAGCCAAUGGGCUGCCUCAGGGAGAUUAAGGAAAGCCAUAAAAAUUUGAUAAAUAAAAAAAAAUUAUUCAGACAUGUCCCACCUCAUGUGACAUUGCCACGUGAGGUGGGGCAUGUAUAUUAAUUCACAUGAAACAAUUUAUUAAAUUAAUAAAACCUUCAUGAAACCUCAUCCAGCCCGUAGAUGAGGUUCCUUGAAAAAUGCGAAGGCCGCCUGGGCUCUUUGCCUGCCCGGCAAACUUAAGGUUGGACAGGCAGUCCUGACAUGUGCCUCAAUUAGUUGAUUAAUGGCCUGAAUAGGCCUUUGAUAGCUUGGCGGAAGGGCACCCAACUCCGGUGCUUGCCCGCUAAACUGACGAUCGGAAUGAUGUGCUAUGAUGAUGGGACGCACACUGACCAGAAGAUUCAGGCCAAUGUUUCAAACCUGUAUGACCCCUCAGAACUCUGAAGAAGGGUCAUACAGACUCGAAAUGUUAACCCUGUUUCUCUCUCCACAGAUGCUGACAGACCUGCGGAGUUUUGCCCAACAUUUUCUAUUUUUAAUUCAGAAUCCAGCAUCCGCAGUAUUUUGCUCUUAUCACACUACACGGUCCUCAGGCAGGAAGAGCACCCCACGUGCAAGGACUGCCCCCUGUGGGCAAUGGCAAGACUGCCAUCCCCCAGGGCCUUACCUCCCUCCCUACCAAGAGACCUCCGUUGUCGCCACCUCACGACUCCCCCUGCCAGUCUCACCUGUGUCUGGGCACAUGGGCAAUCCUAGGUCUAGGGUGGGUGUAGUACCAGCAGCAGCCACCACCUCCCUGGAGGCGCUUCCAAGCAAUGAAUAUCUGCCGGCCUCUGACCAGAAGCUCUCGGCAAAUAGAGCUUCUGCCCCGGGGUCCUUGAUCUCGGGCAAGUCCCACCACUGCUCAGCUGAGUGCCUAAUUGGCACUUAAAUCGGAGGGCCUUCCUGAAAAGAAGCAACACAAAAUUUUCGCUAGGUCUCCCAUUGGUGGACGAAACCCCCACUGCCUCUAUUAAAUAUUGCCUUUCAUCAAUACACUAGGAUGAGCUACACAGUAGUCGCAUAUUUUAUGCUAAAUCUGUACAACAGGGGGCAUCCAACCCUUAUUUUAAGGAAAGAAUGAGACAGCUUUUGAUUUUAAUGCAUUUCAUUAACUUUUCAAAUGAUCUGAUGAAACCAUUGAACGCCUGCAUAAUUGGUAGAAACUCUUAACUUGUUUCGGAUAUUGUAAUUUUCAGAAGUUGAAAUCCUUCAUGAAUAUUUUGCCAAUAUUUCAGUGCUUUAUAUGUUUUGGAAAGUAAUUUAUAAUUUGAUCAAUUAUGUUGACUGACACAUUAGCGAUGAAAUACUUAGGAUAAUUUCAGCCUAUAUAAUUUAGUUUAUAUGCCUUAAUUUCCUUUAUCCUAUUUCCUUUAAUUAUUUCAUUAUUAUCCAUAGUUAAUAAAAUAAUUUUAAGUUAUGUUCUGAGUUCAACAAAACUGAUGAAACUUAAAACUUCACAAAAAAUCACCUUUUAUUUCCUCACAAAAUAAUUAUGCUAUAAAGUUUUCAUCAUGUGUUAAUUAUGCUAUUAAAACACUCACAAGUUCUCUGAAUUGUUGCCAACAAAUUCUGAACAGUUUCUGGGCAUUCCCUUUCAGGCUAUGAAUGCAUUCCUUCUGAUUCACCUUUAAACAGUUAAUUACUAUUUAGAGCACUUAAAAAUAUUUUCAUUGUACAAACCCUUAUUUGUGUUCUUAUAUUCUAAUAAAGCAAGCUUUUAUCUGA
Carcharodon carcharias (great white shark) is the source of this 4573-nucleotide messenger RNA. It is a transcript of the gene bcas1, whose product is annotated as brain enriched myelin associated protein 1. Bases 259 to 1968 code for a protein of 569 amino acids. Gene Ontology annotation, biological process: myelination. The record is from RefSeq and is a predicted model, not a curated record. NCBI's taxonomy places the organism in Eukaryota, Metazoa, Chordata, Chondrichthyes, Lamniformes, Lamnidae. The transcript has 12 exons.